CGAAUACCAACGAUAAAUACUCGAAUCAGUCAAUAUGGCUCCAGCGAACACCGGUGCCAAAAAGCAAAAGAAGAAGUGGUCAAAGGGAAAGGUUAAGGACAAGGCCCAGCACGCCGUCAUUCUCGAUAAGGCCAUCUCCGACAAGCUCUACAAAGAUGUCCAAUCCUACCGCCUCAUCACAGUUGCCACCCUCGUCGACAGACUAAAAAUCAACGGUUCAUUGGCUCGGAGAUGUUUGGCCGAUUUGGAGGAGAAGGGACAGAUCAAGAAGGUUGUCGGACACAGCAAGUUGAGCAUCUACACUCGUGCCGUUGGUGGUGAUGAUUAGAUGUCCUCUCGCUCCGUUUCUACGAUUUCAUGACCAACCACUCUUCUUUCGAUCGAGCCUUCUCAUACGGUGUGGAAAUGGCGGACUGAAUUGGGAUGGAUUGGGCAUUUGCAAAUGGGUAUGGGAUUUGUUUUCGGUGUAGCAUACAAACGGAAGUGCUUCCUAAAUGCAAUUGAUCGUCUGAACAAGAAGCGGUCCAAAUCGAUGCUUGCGAAACUGUGAUUUGGAGGACGUCUGGCACAAUGUGAUCGACUCAGCUACGAUAGAAAUCUCUACGAAGGCAUUGUGAUCCGAAUCCUUCUCUGAAUGGGCAAUCAUUUGCUGAUUCUUUUCUUCAAUUAACUACAUGAACCGGC
Molecule: messenger RNA, 684 nt
Organism: Mollisia scopiformis
Lineage: Eukaryota; Fungi; Ascomycota; Leotiomycetes; Helotiales; Mollisiaceae
Product: 40S ribosomal protein s25
Exons: 5
Coding region: 35-328 (97 amino acids)
Cellular component (GO): cytosolic small ribosomal subunit
Molecular function (GO): structural constituent of ribosome
Source: RefSeq, a predicted model, not a curated record